GGAAGAAACAUAGCUUCUCAACCAGGAGGGCAGAAUAUGACAACACCGUAAGUUUGUGGAACAAGGACACCGCUUUGAGUUUUUGUGGUUUAGCUUGUCCCCGGAGCUACCUCGCCUCUCCAUGCUGCUGUGCCGGGUAUCGGCAGUGGGCCAGACGCUCGCCAGAUGGGGGCGGAGGUCACACCGCGGCGGCGGCCCCUUCCUGCACCGAGCCGUCUCCUUCAGCUCCAGCCGCUGUCAUGGUGUCAGCUCAGGAGAAGGCAGCGCUCAGCCAGCGGAGGCGGGUUCUGCUCAGGCUCUGUACCGAGACACGGUGCUUCUUCCCCAGACUAAGUUCCCCAUGAAGCUAACGGGGAAGAAGCUUCUGGACCGAGAGCUUCAAAUACAGCAGGAGUGUGGUUUUGCAGACUUGUACUCGUGGCAGAGAGAAAGGAAGGCCAAGAAAGAGUUCUGCCUUCAUGAUGGACCACCGUAUGCAAAUGGAGACCCUCACGUUGGACAUGCACUCAAUAAGAUCCUGAAAGACAUCCGUAACCGUUUUGAGAUGCUAAGAGGUCGGCAGGUCCACUACAUCCCAGGCUGGGACUGCCACGGCCUGCCCAUUGAGCUGAAAGCUCUGGGAGAACUGGCCACCAGCGGCCUCAGUCCUCUGCAGAUUAGACAGAAAGCGCGGGAGUUUGCACAAGGGGCGAUAGCUCGGCAGAAGGCUGCCUUCCAGCGCUGGGGGGUGAUGGCUGACUGGGAGCAGUGCUACUUCACGUUUGAUGGGACCUACGAGGCUGCUCAGCUGAAAGUAUUUCAGGAGAUGCACAGCAAGGGUCUCAUAUACCAGGACUACAAGCCCGUCUUCUGGUCUCCUUCAUCGAGAACAGCCCUAGCAGAGGCGGAGUUGGAGUACAAUCCCGAACAUGUCAGCAGAGCCAUCUACGCCACGUUCCCUUUGACCACGCUGCCGCCAAAGAUCGCCUUAGACGGCGCAGGUCUGGAGGGUGUUUCUGUGUUGGUGUGGACCACCCAACCCUGGACCAUUCCUGCCAAUCAGGCUGUGUGCUACAUGCCAAACGCCCAGUACUCUGUGGUGAAGAGAGCAGAUAAUUCGCAGCUGCUGUUGGUUGCGACUGAGCGAACAGUCAGCCUGGCAGCGCUGCUCGGCACGGAGCUGCAGAGUGUCGGCACCUUCGCAGGUUCCCAACUUGAAGGCGGCAUCUGCAAACAUCCCACAAUUCCUGACAAGCAAGUCCCGUUGCUGCCAGCCAAUCAUGUGACUAUGGGAAAAGGAACGGGAUUGGUCCACACGGCGCCGGCUCAUGGCAUGGAUGAUUACAGUGUGGCUUCACAGUUUAAACUAUCUGUGGAGUGCAUGGUGGAUGAAGACGGCAGAUUUACGGAGCUAUCCGGACCCGAGCUGCAGGGCCUGUCUGUGAUGACCGAAGGCACUGAUAAAGUGAUCUCCAUGCUGAAGGAGUGUGGAGCUCUGCUGCUGGAGGAGCAGUGUGUCCACAGCUACCCGUACGACUGGCGGACGAAGCAGCCUGUGGUCAUCCGGCCCAGUAAGCAGUGGUUCAUCAACACAGCGUCACUCAAAGACAAAGCCAAAGAGGUGCUGCAGAAGGUGCGUGUUUUGCCAGAGUCAGCGCGGGGCAGCCUGCUAGCCAUGCUGGACAGACGGACCUACUGGUGCAUCUCCAGACAGCGAAGCUGGGGGGUCCCUAUCCCGGUCUUCUACCACAAAGAGACCGGAGAUGCUCUCAUCAACAAAUACACCGUGUCCCACAUAGCAAAGCUCUUCCAAGAACAGGGCAGCAACUGUUGGUGGGAGCUUCCCAUUGAGACUUUGCUGCCCCCAGAAGUGCUCAAGAAGAGUAAAGCAGGACCGGUGAGCGACUACGUUCGUGGAGAAGACGUUCUGGACAUCUGGUUCGACAGCGGCGCAUCAUGGGCAGCUGUGCUCGAAGAGGAGAUGGAGGAAGGGUCUGAGGAGCCCCAGUCACGUCUCAGCUGGCUUCCAGCUUCGCUACGCAAACCUCGGGUCCCAGAGUCAGACCCCAGAGCAGAUGUGUAUGUGGAGGGAAAGGACCAGCUCGGAGGCUGGUUCCAGUCGUCGCUGCUCACCAGUGUGGCCGUCAGGAACAAAGCGCCUUAUAAAUCUCUGGUGGUUCAUGGCUUUGUAGUCGGUGAGAAGGGAGAAAAGAUGUCCAAGUCUGUGGGUAACGUCGUGGAUCCGGAGGAAGUCAUCAACGGAGGAAAGGGCAACGGUUCUCCAGCAUAUGGGGCAGAUGUGCUUCGUUGGUGGGUGGCAGAAUCAAAUGUCUUCUCUGAGGUCCAGAUUGGGCCCAAUGCCCUCAACUCAGCCCAGGACAGCAUCAACAAGCUGAGGAACACACUCAGGUUCCUGCUCGGCAACCUGCAGGGCUUCGACCCCCGAGUUCAAGCUGUGGAUCCCAAACAGAUGCACUACAUUGAUCAGUACAUGUUGCAUCUGCUACGUGAAUACGGCAUGAAGGUUACAGACGCCUACAGUGAGUUUGAUGCUGGCAGGGUCAUCCGUUUGCUCCAGGCCUUCAUCACCAGAGACCUGUCCAGCUUUUACUUCAGCAUCAUUAAGGAUAGGUUAUAUUGCGAUCCGGAGGACUCGUUGGGCAGAAGAUCAUGUCAGACUGCUUUAGAGGAGAUUCUGGAUAGCGUAACCCGAUCCAUCGCUCCUGUCCUCCCACAUCUGGCUGAAGAGGUCUAUCUGCACUCACCAGGACAUGACGAAGGAGAGACGUUAUUUAAAAGCGGUUGGAUCAAAAGCAGCUCAGUGUGGCGGCGACCGGGACUGGAGGAGGCUGUGGAAGGGGCUUCUGCCAUCAGGGAUUCCUUCCUGUCUUUGAUUCCUGGCAAAAAUGCUGCCCAGUAUGACCUCACUGUUGCCAUCGAACCUGGUCUUCUGUUUGAGCUCAUGGAGUCUCUCCAGGAAGAGCCCACCUCCACCACCUCCCAGCUGGCUGAGCUGAUGAUGGCAGCCCGGGUUACCCUGACAAGUGAGCUGCCCCGGGACCUGCACCCAGAUGCCCUGAUGAACCACGGUACCUUUCUCAUCAAUCUGGAAGGUGGCGUUAUUCGUGAGGACAGUGCCUACAGUAUAGCUGUGACACCCACCUCUGCUGCCCGAUGUCCUCGAUGUCGCCGCUACACUGCAGAGUCUGCAGACUGUCUGUGCCCUCGCUGCCAGAAUCUCACCUCCCAGGCUCUCUAACCUAACCUGUCACCAUGACAACCACUCGGAUAGUUUCAUUGGACUGGACGUUGUGAGCAACAGCUCAGCAUGGAGUUUGCUU
Melanotaenia boesemani (Boeseman's rainbowfish) is the source of this 3320-nucleotide messenger RNA. RefSeq names its product isoleucyl-tRNA synthetase 2, mitochondrial (gene iars2). The transcript has 24 exons. The record is from RefSeq and is a predicted model, not a curated record. The coding region runs from base 122 to 3238 and encodes 1038 amino acids. Gene Ontology annotation, cellular component: cytosol. NCBI's taxonomy places the organism in Eukaryota, Metazoa, Chordata, Actinopteri, Atheriniformes, Melanotaeniidae. Gene Ontology annotation, biological process: isoleucyl-tRNA aminoacylation. Gene Ontology annotation, molecular function: tRNA binding; aminoacyl-tRNA deacylase activity; ATP binding.